GUCGUGUAAAGACAAGCACAAUUUCUUCGGCGCCGCUGUUCUUGUCCUGUUCGCAGUGUUCGCACAUUGACCGGUUGACUCACCGGUCGAGUUGACACUAGGUCACUGUGCCGAAAGCAUGGUCGAAAGCCUAAAUUUCGGAAGCCUGUAUCUCCAGAACAGAUUCAGAUAACAGGAUGAAUCGAAAGCGUGACUAUCUAAGUAAAACAAAUGAGAGACUGCGAAGCAGGAAUGAUUCUGAAAUUGCUGUUUAGUUUCAGUAUACUUACUCGACGCGAAACUUGAAACGAUAAACGAUACUCAUUAGAUAUCGUAAUGGGCGUCCGUUUCAGAGGUCCGCGAACUAUGGUAACCAUAAAUAAUAGGGCAUUUUCGGUGAAGGCAACAUGGGACCCAAACGUGGAAAGAAAUGUGUGGAGACUGGCAAGGACCGAGUGGAUCGCGAACAGCAAACGAAAAACCAGUUCGAUCCUCUUCGUCUAGAGGCAAAAUAUCCUGGAACUGCGAUACUGUUGCUUCAAUGCGAUGAGAAACCGAUCCUCUUAGCCGCGGCGGCCGCUUUGGCAAAGUUUGCCGGGAAAUCUGUGGAGAACUUAGAAGUUCUGUUCGAUUUGGACAUCGUAGACAGCGUGAUUCCAUUGAUCACGCACGAGGACUUGUUUACUCGAAGAUUCGCAACAAAACUGUUGGCUGAGAUGGUAGCGAUCCCCAAUGUCCGCAAUUUCUUAUUGGAUUCCGAUUAUUACAUCCCGCACUUCACCAGAGUCCUGAUCAACGAGGAAGACCUGUUCAUGCAAGAAUUCUCGUCAUUGAUCCUAUCGGUAAUCUCGAACGAUUUAUAUGGCGCGGCACAGUUGUUGAAGCAGUGCUCGGAUAUGAACUUCCUUUACGACAGAAUCCAAUCGCCGGAUCCAGACGUGAAGAAGAAUGCUUUGCAAAUAAUAUACAAUUUGUUACAAGAUCCUGUGGCUACCAAGAAAGUCAUCGAGGCUAAGAACUUCAACUUGGAGAUUGUAUACGCUCUUUACGGUUCACCGUAUCCGGAGAUCAAGAAACUCGCUCUGAACGUGGUGCGAGAUUUGGUUCGCAGAAACCAGGACGAUUAUGUGCAGGAGCACUUCCGGCGAACGAACGGUCUCCAGGCCCUAUUGGAGUUUUUAAACGUUAGACAUUCUGGUUUCUUUACCAGCUUUCGAAUGAGUAAAACACGUUCGUGUGUUGAUGCAGAACGUUGAAUACGAAGACGUUCAUACCGAUG
Molecule: messenger RNA, 1258 nt
Organism: Ceratina calcarata
Lineage: Eukaryota; Metazoa; Arthropoda; Insecta; Hymenoptera; Apidae
Product: armadillo repeat-containing protein 3
Exons: 5
Coding region: 387-1235 (282 amino acids)
Source: RefSeq, a predicted model, not a curated record